Messenger RNA from Salmo salar (Atlantic salmon), 3140 nucleotides. RefSeq names its product coenzyme Q8B (gene coq8b). Lineage: Eukaryota; Metazoa; Chordata; Actinopteri; Salmoniformes; Salmonidae. Gene Ontology annotation, biological process: ubiquinone biosynthetic process. The record is from RefSeq and is a predicted model, not a curated record.
CCUUUCACUUCUCUGAUUUGUUCAGUGGACGGACUUUCCUCCGUCAAUCAUACAUUAAAUCAUUGAAACGUGGCGUAGGAUUGGUCUAGGGAUAUUACGCCCACCUUCUCCUAUUUUGCCCGGCACAGUUGGACCACAGGCACGUCUGUCAAUUUAGUCAAACCUCUAUUUCCGGGUCUGAAAGUUGUUGCAAAACAGCGUCCAUUGACUUCACGGGCAAGAGGACAGUCGUCAGCUACUCCAAAUUCUAUAGAAAUCAUCCCUUCAUCAAUAAGAUGCUAGCUGAGGUGUUUCAGGUGCUGCGGGGAGCAGGGAAGGUUGGCCAAGCGUUUGCCAACACCCAGGAGGAGAUGCUGAGGCUAAUGGCCUGUAACUCCACGCUGGGCACUGGGGUCAAAGCUGCCCAGGAAGUGGUCGAGGGCGCCAUGGGCACAGUCAUGGGUGGUUCUGCCAUGCAACAGUCUAUCAAGAAUGAUGUGUUCCCUGAUGCUGAGGGAUGGGAGGAAAUGGAUCCGGAUGAGGCUGCUAAAUGGGCGGUAGGCUCUGAAUUCCCCCCAGGCCCAGGGGCCACAGAGAUGCCCAGUGGAGUUCCUCUCAGCCCAGUCCGGGGUCCAGGGGGAGCAGGCUUGCCUGGCCAAAGUGCCCGGUUCCUGCACAUCGCCUCGACGCAACGCCACACCAGGUUUGUCCAUGACUCGGUAGUGGCCAGACUCACCCCAGAGGACAUCAAGAAGGCCAGGGAGUCCAAGCAGGCACUCUCCAGGCCUAUUGUUAAGCAGAAGCUUAGUGAUCGUGCAAGAGAGAGGAAGGUCCCUGCCACAAGAAUCAGCAGGCUGGUCAACUUCGGGGGUCUGGCAGUCGGGCUGGGACUAGGUGCCAUUGCGGAGGUGGCGAAGCAGUCUAUGGGAGCAAAGCGUGCAGAGGGUGCCCUGUUGGACUCUCCUCUCCUGUCCGAGGCCAAUGCUGAGAGGAUAGUGGACACCUUGUGCAAAGUCAGAGGGGCAGCCCUCAAAAUAGGACAGAUGCUCAGUAUACAAGAUAACUCCUUCAUAAACCCCCAGCUACAGAAGAUCUUUGAGCGGGUCCGACAGAGCGCGGACUUCAUGCCCGCCUGGCAGAUGAAUAAAGUUCUGGAGGAGGAGCUAGGUGCGGGCUGGAGGGAGAAGCUGUCGUCGUUUGUGGACAAGCCCUUCGCCGCCGCCUCCAUUGGCCAGGUGCAUCACGGGAUGCUGCAGGACGGCAGGGAGGUCGCCAUGAAGAUCCAGUACCCAGGAGUAGCUGAGAGCAUCCACAGUGACAUCAACAACCUGAUGUCUGUUCUGAAGAUGAGUAUUGUUCUACCCGACGGCUUGUUUGCAGACAGUAGUCUAGAAGUCCUUCAAAGAGAGCUUGCGUGGGAGUGCGACUACAAGAGAGAGGCGGAGAGUGCCAAGCAUUUUAAGUCACUUCUGGCGGAUGACCCAUUUUUCCACGUUCCAUUUGUGGUGGACGAGCUCUCAGGAAGGAGGGUUCUGGCCAUGGAGCUGGUGUCAGGGUUACCGCUGGACAGCUGUGUGGAUCUGGAUCAGGAGACAAGGAAUCAGAUCUGCUUCAACAUCCUACAGCUGUGUCUGAGAGAGCUCUUUGAGUUCCGCUUCAUGCAGACGGACCCCAACUGGGCCAACUUCUUUUACAACGCUGAGCAGAACAAGAUUAUUCUGUUGGAUUUCGGUGCGUGCCGGGAUUACCCUGAGGCCUUCACAGAUGAUUACGUACAGGUGGUGCACGCAGCCUCCAUCGGAGAUAGGGAGACUGUGCUGGAGAAAUCCAAGGACCUCAAGUUCCUCACAGGGUUUGAGGCCAAGGCGUUCCAGGAAGCCCACGUGGAGGCAGUGAUGAUCCUGGGCGAGGCCUUCGCCAACUCUGACCCCUUUGACUUUGGCACCCAGAGCACCACGCAGCGGAUCCAGAGUCUGAUCCCCGUCAUGCUGCGUCACCGCCUCACCCCGCCCCCCGAGGAGACCUACUCCCUGCACCGCAAGAUGGCCGGCUCCUUCCUUAUCUGUUCCAAGCUUGGCGCCAAAAUUGCCUGCAAGGAUAUGUUCCUGGACAUCUACAACUCCUACCAACAGCGGCGGCUGGAGAAGGAGCAGGCUGCCCAAGUCCAGGCCUAGAUGGGGUCAAAGGUCAUUACUAGUAGUCACCCUCUGACAGCACCCUAGUGGGCAGAACUCCCAUGGCUGUGGACUAGGUUUAUUUAAGAGAGGGUAACUGUACUACAUGGGUGAUCUACUGACUCCCAGUACUUUGACUGUCAGUGACUUGAUGCCACUCCACCACUCAAUGACGUGGGCUGUAGUGGUAGGUGGAGCGGUAGGCGGAGCGUCUGCUUCUAUAAAAGAACACAGAAAGAAACUCUGGCAUUUGUUUGAUUCAAUCACUUGAGAUUGGUGUUAAUAAUAUUUGUUUAAUGUAAAGGUAUGAUGGCCAUAUAACUGAUUUGAGCUGUGUCUCUGUUGGGUGGAAAAGGUAAUAUGUUUUGAGUGUUGGUUUGUGUUUUUGAUGUGCCCUGGUCCAAUGGUUUCCAACAAACUGUCAUUUUAAUGCAGAUUGAUUAUUACAUGUUAAUGCCACAAACAUGGCAUUUGUUUCUGAAAAUGGCAUUGUUUGUACUAAAAGGCAUUUUGACACUGAAAGGUUAUUUGGACAUAAUUGUACACACUACAAAUAUUACUCUUUCAAAUAUUGUUGCAAUCUUCCAACAGGUCUAUUUUUGGCAAAAAAAAAUGUUUGGGAGAUUUACUAUUUAAUGGCAGAAAAUAUCUUCUAUACUAGUCUCAAUAUACAAGGCUUAUUUCAAUGCCUAUUUGGGUUGCAGUAUUAAGCCAUCUUGUGAAUGUAUUUCCAUGAGAUGUUAGAAGAGCAGUGUGUAUGUAUUUUAAAGGACUGUUUGAUGGAAACCGUAGAAGAUGUCCUUAAACAGUGUAAUAAAAUAUUCCUGCUAGAUGACACCAACUGUAAAAAGCCUCGGCAUAAAUAUGUGCGUUGACAUUUUCACAUGAUAUGCUGUACAUGCACUUUGGGACUAUACUUCCGCUCCAUAUGACAAAUGAUUAUUCUGUGGGUUUCCAUCCUUGCAAUAAACAGUUGACUAAAAUGGA